AUGUCGACUAAGGCCAUUCACGUGGAAUUGGUCUCCGACUUAAGCAAGGAUGCUUUAAUUGCUGCGCUGCGUAGAUUUGUAGCACGGAGCGGUAGAUGCUCACAUCUUUAUUCGGAUCGAGGGAGUAAUUUUAUCGGUGCGAGUAGAGAAUUGAAUGCCUUGGUUCAAAAAUGCGCUGAAUAUGAGACAAUUACCCAUCACUUUUUACCCGGUCACGCCCCACACAUGGGAGGUUUAUGGGAGGCUGGGGUCCGAUCCGUGAAAUCGCACCUCAAAAGGGUAAUCGGUGAUCAGAUUUUAACUUAUGAAGAAUUUUAUACCCUUCUUGUUCAAAUAGAGGUUGCGCUCAAUUCUCGACCUCUCACACCAAUCAGUUCAGAUCCUAAUGAUUUGUCAGUGCUAACGCCCGGGCACUUCUAA
Messenger RNA from Harmonia axyridis, 420 nucleotides. RefSeq lists its product as uncharacterized. The transcript has a single exon. The coding region runs from base 1 to 420 and encodes 139 amino acids. NCBI's taxonomy places the organism in Eukaryota, Metazoa, Arthropoda, Insecta, Coleoptera, Coccinellidae. Gene Ontology annotation, biological process: DNA integration. Gene Ontology annotation, molecular function: nucleic acid binding. The record is from RefSeq and is a predicted model, not a curated record.